AUGUCAGGUUUUUUAAAACGUUCUCUGGAUGCUAUUAAAGAAGGAGGAACUAGAAUUUUAAAAGCUAAUCCUGUACCAUGGGAAAAAGAACAAUUAUUAUUACAAUUUAAUAAUGCGAAAGAAUUAGAAAAUUGGGUUAUAGGAUGUGAUAAAGAUAUUGGAGGAUUUUCGAAUGCAAGUUUAGAAUUUAUAGAAGGAUAUGGUAAAUUUCAUGGAAAUAUUUCUCUUGAUAUACCAAAAUAUAAUCAAGAGUUGACAAGGAGUGGUUACGCGGGUAUAAGAUCAAGGAUCCGUGGAUCGUCAUUAUUUGGAGUAAGAUGCUGGGAUACUUCAUUAUUUCGUUAUUUAGCUAUAAAGGCACGUGGUGAUAACAAAAAAUAUUUUGUAAAUAUACAAACUGAUGGUCCCGUACUUACUGAUUUAUUUCAACAUCGUCUAUUUCUGAGAAAACCUGGUGAAUGGGAAAUAGUAAUGAUUCCGUUUAGAGAUUUUAUAUUAACAAAUCAUGGAAUUGUACAAGAUCCUCAAAUAGAAAUGUAUAGGGAACGAGUUAAAACUAUUGGAUUCUCUAUUUUAAGUCAACCUGGCUCUUUUUGUUUAGAUAUUGAUUGGAUUAAAACAAUGAAUACUGAUUCAACUGAAGGUGAUUGGAAUAUUCAACCAUCACAAAAAGACCAAGAAAAAACAUAA
Messenger RNA from Rhizophagus irregularis DAOM 181602=DAOM 197198, 690 nucleotides. RefSeq lists its product as uncharacterized. Gene Ontology annotation, cellular component: mitochondrion. NCBI's taxonomy places the organism in Eukaryota, Fungi, Glomeromycota, Glomeromycetes, Glomerales, Glomeraceae. Gene Ontology annotation, biological process: NADH dehydrogenase complex assembly; mitochondrial electron transport, NADH to ubiquinone. The record is from RefSeq and is a predicted model, not a curated record.